Danaus chrysippus (African queen) is the source of this 3108-nucleotide messenger RNA. The record is from the annotation of a GenBank genome assembly. Lineage: Eukaryota; Metazoa; Arthropoda; Insecta; Lepidoptera; Nymphalidae.
AUGUAUUCAUUCGAAGGUGAUUUUAGGCGCAAGCCUCAGCAAAAUUUAGCAGGUGCUAGUGGUCAGAGAAAAACUGAUAGAAACACUCUUAUACUACAAACACAACAACAGAGGCAAAAGAGAGAGGUGGCCCUAUCUCAACUCUUGCUUAAGCAAUGGAAGAGGUUAUUUCAGUUGGGAGAUUGCUCUGUGCAAAUACGCAGACUUUUAGCAUUGCACUUACAUUUUUUAAGAGAUGAUAGUGAGGUUCCACUAGCUGUACCAUUACGAAUGUUUGAAGUAUUUACCUCUGUUAAUUCUCUUAAAGAAUUUAAAAAUCAUGAUGAGUCUCUCAGUAUAAUUGGAAAAUCAUUUCUAUAUUUAGUUAAAAGAGGCUAUUUCAAGGAUUUAUGUAUCCUGUUAUGUCAAAAAACACCACCAUUAUACGGGCCAUCCCCGAAUCCACCUACUCCGUUAUGCGGAGCUCUUUUCGAUCUUAUCCAAAGGCCGCUACAAUUAACCACACAUAUCAAAGAUUCAGAAUAUGAUGACACAAUAAUGACUGAAUUCACAGCCGCCUACCUCUGUAACCAUUAUCCUGAACCAGUUGAGAUGUACAUACUGCCAGCUUUAAUUCAUGAUAAGAAGUUCCCAUUUCUAUCACUACUACAAUGUCUGACCGAUGAAAAGUUUAGUACUGGCAGAAUUGUUAAUGAUUCCUGGUUACUGCAUUCCAUUUUAAUAUUAGAACCUAUUGAGUUUGUGAAACACUUACGAGAGAUUGAUAACCCGAGACUGUCAAACAAUAAGAUUGUAUUAGCAUAUAUGAAAAUACUAGCCAAAUUAACAGUAAACGUCUGCAAUAAGCAAAUAACAUAUGAAUAUGAGGAUUCCCUGUACAGCCAUGAGACAGCCGCUGAUAAUGAUGAUUCAAGUGAUAGUGAGAAUGAACCGAACCCAACCUCAGUCAGAGAACAGAUGUUACUGACGAAAUGUAUAGAGAUAUUGAAUGAGACGGAUAAAUGUGUUAUGAUGACUUGCUCACAGAUUAAAGAGAAUGACUUGAGUGAUGAGUUCCUUGACUAUAUGUCGAAGAUAUGUCACAAUCUGCUUCUGAGUCACAGGAUGGCGUUGCAUAAAUAUCGAUUGCUCUACACAUUAGCCUUCAAACCAAUCUUCCUCCGUGGCCUGUGGCAAUGGUUGAGCAGUAUGAGUCACGAGUCGUCGUUCGGUGGUUCAUCCACUCCGCUGUUGUCAGCGCUCUCUCGCGGCAUGGGAGCUGAAACAUCAGUCAUCGGCGUCCACAGAUUAUUGGCGCCACUGGCUGUGUUUUGUGAACUCUUCUCCCUACUCAUCGGUACAUUACAUGACACCGAAUUCUUUACGGACACCGAUGGAGAUGAGAAAAUGAGUAUAACGAGUACAUCCAGUGGUACUAGCAGAGUGCACGCGUUCGACUUCUCAGAGCUGGGCGGGUUGUGUCGCACGUUGAAGCAAGUCUGCCUCGGUCUGGUGGAGCUCGCGUACCCUGAGUCUAGACCGGCUGUAGUGGGGCACUACAAGGACGCGGUGGGGGGACACCACGAUGUAGAGGACAGGAAUCAGACACCGGCUUGGGCUCAUUUGUUUAAGGUGUGUACGCAGUUGUUGCGUUCGCUGUACGCUCGUGACGCCCGCCUGCAGUUCGUCGGUGGGACGAGCGUGGGCAGCGUGGGCGGUGUGGGCGGCGUGGGCGGUGCUUGGGUGGCGGCAGGCAGCGCGCCCAGUGAGACCGAGGCUGCACUCGCAGCUGUUCGAGCUCCUCGCACGGCCAGACCUUACAGGGCCUAUGUACCUAGACUGGCUCGAGCUGAACAAGAUGAAGGGCCGCCUCUUACAAUCAAGGAGCUGAGGACCGUCACUAUACUGAGAGAAAUACCGUUCGUGGUGCCGUUCUCAACACGAGUUCUUAUAUUCCAAGGACUUUUACUUAGAGAGAAGCACGACCAUUGGUAUGAGAUGACAAACUUCAACGAGGGACCUUCAAUAAUCAUCAGCGUGAGACGGACCCAUCUGUAUGAAGACGCGUUUGAUAAACUCAGCCAGGAGCCAAAUUUGAAACUUAAACUCCGUGUCCAGUUAAUAAACCAAGCGGGCGCCGAGGAACCCGGUGUUGACGGCGGAGGACUGUUCAGAGAGUUCCUCUCAGAGUUAUUGAAGUCAGCGUUCGAUCCCAACCGCGGUCUGUUCCGCCUCACCAAGGACAACAUGUUGUACCCCAACCCUGGGGUCCAUCUCUUGUAUGAUGAUUUUCCAAUGCACUACUACUUCGUUGGACGAAUGUUGGGAAAGGCCUUAUACGAGAAUCUUCUAGUAGAGCUGCCUCUGGCGGAGUUCUUCCUAGCCAAGUUAUGUUCUACUAGAGAGCCGGACGUUCAUGCGCUAGCGUCCCUGGACCCAGGCUUGUACCGAGGCCUGCUGAUGCUGAAGGCUCACCGCGAAGACGUGUCCGACCUGGGACUCGACUUCACUAUACUCAGUGACGAGCUUGGAGAACAACGGAUUGACGAAUUAAAACCUGGUGGUGCAAAUAUACCGGUAACAGCGGAGAACAGGAUAGAAUAUAUACAUCUUGUUGCGGACUAUAAGCUCAAUAGACAAAUAAGGUCGCAAUGUAUAGCGUUUAAACGCGGUUUAACGUCUGUGGUAAACGCGGAAUGGCUGCGAAUGUUUUCAUGUAGAGAACUCCAGUUGUUAAUAUCUGGCGCGGAGGUGCCAAUAGAUUUGGUCGACCUGAGAAGACAUACGCAGUAUGGAGGCAAGUACACAAAAAUAUAUAUAAAUGAUGUUAGUGGUUUCUCCGAUUCUCACCCCACUGUGCAGUGUUUCUGGAAGGUUCUGGAAGGAUUCACGGAUCACCAGAGACGACAGCUGCUCAAGUUUGUCACGAGCUGCUCCCGACCACCGCUACUAGGCUUCAAGGACCUGCAGCCUCCAUUCUGCAUUCAGUCAGCGGGCGGGUCUGACCGGCUGCCCUCAUCCUCCACAUGUAUGAACCUCCUCAAGAUACCCGAGUAUCACUCUCAAGACGUGCUCGCUGAUAAACUACUGUACGCCAUACAAGCUGGCGCCGGGUUUGAACUCAGCUAA